AUGAUGAGCCCACAGACCUGCAGGCCUUCCCAGGGUACCAAGGAUUUCAGUGGCUGCUCUGCCAUUGGCGCUUCUGGUCAGAGCCGCACCUCCUCCAGGUGCAAGUCAACCUCACGUUGUGGGGCAGGCAGCGCUGCCACGGCCUGUGCCAUGAUCUGCGGUACCUUUGGCAGCAAGAGCCUGCACAGCCUUGGCGGCAGCAAGAAGAUCUCACUCAGUGUGGCUGGAGGAGCUUCCCGGGCUGCGAGCUCAGCACAGGGAUGCUCUGGUGCCUUUGGAGGCAGCCUGUGCGGGCUUGGGCUCGGAGGAAGGGGUCACAGUGGGGGCUUUGGAGGAGGCUCCUUCGGUGCUGGAGGGAGAGCUGGAGGCUUUGUGGGCUCAGGGUGCUCUCCCCUGGGCAUCCAGGAGGUGACCAUCAACCAGAGCUUACUGCAGCCCCUGAACAUGGGGAUUGACCCCCGGAUUGGGGAGGUGAAGACCCAAGAGAAGGAGCAGAUCAAGACCCUCAACAACAAGUUUGCUUCCUUCAUUGACAAGGUGCGGUUCCUGGAGCAGCAGAACAAGGUGCUGGAGACCAAGUGGUGCCUCCUGCAGGAGCAGACGGCUGCUUCCAAAGCCAGUGCUAAUGACCUGCAGCCCUUCUUUGAGUCUUACAUUGGCUGCCUCCAGGCCCAGCUGAGCAAGCUGCAGACUGAGCGAGGCCGGCUGGAUGGGGAGCUGUGCACGAUGCAGGGGGUGGUGGAGGAGUACAAGAAGAGGUAUGAAGAAGAGAUGAACAAGCGCACAGCUGCUGAGAAUGACUUUGUGGUUCUCAAGAAGGAAGUGGACACUUCCUACAUGGCCAAAGUGGACCUGGAGGUCAAAGUGGAAAGCCUGGUGGACGAAAUCAACUUCCUGAGAACCCUCUAUGAAGCUGAGUACAACCGGGCUCUGGCGGAAUCCAACGACAUGUCUGUGGUUCUAUGCAUGGACAACAACCGGCACCUUGACCUGGAUAGUAUCAUUGCUGAUGUCAAGGCCCAGUAUGAAGAGAUCACACAGAGGAGCAAGGCUGAGGCCGAGGCCCUGUACCAGACCAAGCUUGGGGAGCUGGAGACCACGGCUGGCAUGCACAGUGAUGACCUGAGGACCAUCAAGAAUGAGAUUGCUGAGCUCAACAGAAUGAUCCAGAGGCUGCAGGCAGAGAUUGAGAGUGUCAGGAAGCAGAACAACAACCUGGAGACGGCCAUCACUGAUGCUGAGUGUCGUGGGGAGCUGGCCCUCAAGGACGCCCAGGCCAAGCUAACAGAGCUCAGGGAGGCCCUGAAGCAGGCCAAAGAUGACCUGGCAAGAUUGCUGUGCGAGUACCAGGAGCUAACGAGUGUGAAGCUGGCUCUGGACAUCGAGAUUGCCACCUACCGCAAGCUGCUGGAGGGCGAGGAGUGCAGGAUGUCUGGGGAGUGUGAAAACACCGUGUGCAUCUCUAUGAUUCGCAACACCAGCACCAUCGGUUCAGCUCCUGCCGGCCGCAAGAGCAGAGGUGGCGGCUGCAGCAUCUCCAGCUGUGGAGGCCAGAGCAAGGCUGGGGGCCAGAGCCUAGCUGGAGAUCAGAGCAUCCGGUCAACCAGCAGACAAGUCCCUGUGAGCCAAAACUCUGGAUCCAGUGGCACCUCCUUCUCGGCCAGGAUCAUUCAGACCACCACCAGCAGCCAGCGCUCCUACACCAAAAUCUGA
Molecule: messenger RNA, 1713 nt
Organism: Elephantulus edwardii (Cape elephant shrew)
Lineage: Eukaryota; Metazoa; Chordata; Mammalia; Macroscelidea; Macroscelididae
Product: keratin, type II cytoskeletal 3-like
Exons: 9
Coding region: 1-1713 (570 amino acids)
Biological process (GO): keratinization; intermediate filament organization
Cellular component (GO): keratin filament
Molecular function (GO): structural constituent of skin epidermis
Source: RefSeq, a predicted model, not a curated record